UGCGACGCGGACGUGUUUUUCGUGGCUCUCGUGCGUGUGUUUUCCCGUGAAAAAGGGGUUUUCGGUGAAGCUUGAAGGUGCGUACAGAAGCAAACUCCUUCUUCAAUCCAAGCCGAAAGUGCGUGUGGAUCUGCCGGAGUGUGUGUGUAAAAGGUGAAUCGUCCGGUGUGUGUCACGUUCCGUGGUCGUGAUUUCGUGUGACCGAAAAGUGUGUGUUAAAUACGGGGAGUGGUUUUUGUUUGUUGAAGGCCACUCCGGUGCAGAAGAGAGUGUCCCGUGAAGUGCAUCCCAGAAGAAGGGAGAGAGGUGGUACAAGUGCGAGAGGUAGUGCAAUCCGGUGCAGCAGUAGUUGCAGAGCGCACCGUUCUCUGGUCUGGUCGCGAGAGGUGAUUUCCGUGCAUGUGCUUCGGGCGCGUUUGUGUGUGUGUCAAAGUAUGUGUGUGCCAAUAAUCGCUGCAUCGGUCGGUGGAUUUAUGCGGCUCGCGUUAGUCACCUUCGGUGGCCGUUUGCAAGAUUAAUCUCUCUUGCCCAACAACAACAACAACAACAACAACAACGCGUUUCGAUUUGCGGUCUCGCGAUCUCCGGUGCGAACCGUUGGAAGGUUGUACGGUCUGGUCCUCUCCGUGUGCGCCUCUUCUGGUGAUUCUCGUUAUUCCGUGACAAACCUGCUACGAUCCGAGUGAGAACAACAGUUUGCUUCAAAACCCAAAGCAUCGUCAUCGUCGUUGGUAUCGCAGUGUGCCUGGCACUCCCUAUCAUCAUCAGGCAGCUAUGGCGACACAGGAGAUCGAAAUGAGCGGCACAUCGUGGGGAAAGGAACUAUGGGACCAGUACGAUAAUCUGGCGACGCACACACAGAAGGGGAUCGAUUUUUUCGAGCGAUUCGGUAACUUUAUUCGCGAUCGCAGUGCCAUCGAGGUCGAGUACGCUCUUAAGCUAAGACGACUAGUGAAGAACUAUCAACCCAAAAAGAACAAAGAGGACGACGAGAAUGAGUUUUCCACGCUGGUCGCGUUCAAAAAUGUCCUCAAAGAGGUGGCUGAUCUGGCCGGGCAGCGUGAGGUGGUCGCGGAGAACCUCCAGAACCAGGUGCUGCAGGGCAUAAUGCUGCUGGCGAAGAAUUUGCGCGAUGAGCGCAAAAAGUCACUAACGCAGGGCGCCCAGCUGACGCAAACGCUACACACACAGAUCGGUACGCUGGACCGAGCGAAGCGCACCUACGAGAAGUCAUUCCGCGAGGCGGAGAAGGCCAUCGAAAGCUACCAUAAGGCGGACGCCGACUUCCAUCUGAGCCGGGCCGAUGUAGAGAAGCAGCGCGUCAACAUGAACAUGCGCAACACGGUGUCGGAGGACGCAAAGAGUGAGUACGCCAACCAGCUGCAGAUCACCAACAAGCUGCAGCAGCAGCACUAUCAGGUUGCCCUACCGGAGGUUUUCAAUCGGCUGCAGGAACUGGACGAGAAGCGAACGCGUGGUAUGAAGGAGUUUAUCAAACGGUCGGCCGAUGUGGAGUACGAGGUGUCACCGAUCAUUGCCCGCUGUCUGGAGGGUAUGGUAAAGGCAGCCGAUUCGAUUAACGAGAAGGACGACUCCAUGAUUGUUAUAGAAAAAUAUCAGUCCGGCUUUCAGCCACCCGGUGACAUACCGUUCGAGGAUCUCUCGAAGCCUGAUUCCGAUUCCUCCAACAACUCACAAACCCACAACUCGAGCACCGGGCUGAACCACAUGACGGGGAAGGGCACCACGAAGGAGAAGCUGAAAAAGCGUGUUGGCAUCUUCGGUAUCUUCACUGGUAACAAGAACAAUCUUACCACGGACGGUCUGAAGGAGGAUUUCAGCGACUUGCCACCGACGCAGCGACGGAAAAAGUUGACCGCUAAGGUACAGGAGCUUCAGCAGAAGGUGAUUCAGGAGCAGGCGGCUAGCGAUGGAUUGAUGAAAAUGAAGGGUGUCUACGAAGCGAACUCGAUGCUCGGCGAUCCUCGAUCGGUAGAGGAGCAGCUGAACGAAUCCGUGAACAAGCUGGACCGGCUGCGGAUCGAGCUGCAACGCUACCAAAAGCUACUGGAACAAGCCAACAGUCAAACGGUCAUUCAGCACAGCCCGCAGGCAAACCGUGUGAUACAGAACGGAGGGCAGCGAUCGUCCAGACAUUCCAACGGAAGCAGUAAUAACGAAAACCAUCACGACGACAACGGCGAAGACCAUCCGGACGAUGCGGGUAGCCUUAGCAGGUCAGCUUCCGAAAGUAGUGUACAGCAAGCGCAAAAUGGGCUUAACAUUAACAACAACGGCAGCUCGGCGAGUCCCGAAAGUGGGCUAGGUACAUCGCACACAUCGCUGCCGGGAUCCGGUCACGGUAGUACUAAUGAGCAACCGAUGAACGACGAGUACUACGAAGCAGAAACGCCACUGGGAACAUGCCGUGCACUGUACCCAUUCGAUGCAACGAGUGAAGGCAGCAUUCCAAUGUCUGAAGGCGAAGAACUGCAAGUGAUAGAGGUAGACCAGGGUGACGGCUGGACCCGGGUGCGACGGUUUAGCUCAAGGGGUUGGGAAGAAGGAUUCGUACCCACAAGCUACAUUGAAUGUACGCUGUAUGCGUAGUGAGAAGCCCCGAAAUCGUGUCUGCCCGUUGGAACGGCGGAAGGGACAAGAAUGUAAAUAGAACCGUGUAAACGACGCUGCCACCUGCACCCAACAUUGCACCGCAGCUCCAACAUAAACACACAUACGCGUGCAUAUACUUUAGUCGACAAACCUUCGUGUGUGGCUAAUAUGUGGAGUGUAAUACUUGCGGCAGGCAAGGCAAGCAAUGUAAAGCGAAGCGGUCCAGACCCCGCGGGACACACCAGGAAGCCGGAAGGCCGGCUCUGCUGAAAGUCACACCACGUAGACGAUACACACCGCAGGACGACAAAGGAACGGAUUAGAAACGACGGAUGAAUUGAAUGUGCGUUGAGUGACCGCUGCUCACACCAUUUAGAUCAAUUAAUUUUAUUUGUACGCGCCCGCGAGCGUAAUCAUUCUUCUUAGCCGUAUUUAAAGUAUUGCUUGCGUCACAGAAAGCUUCCCAAUCUGGCACGGUACACAACAGCGCACACACGGACCGUGUUAGAUUUUUUUCUUUGGUUGUUAAAAGCAAUGAAUUUAAUAGAAAUGAAUGAUGAUGAUGCUGUGGAUGGUGAGGGCCACAGGUCAGGUGUGUUGCCCCCGUUUUGAACACAUACCAUCCCACUCCCGCUCACUGAUUCCAUCCACCUGCUCCUCACGCACUCCCUCCAUCACUAGGUAGUGUUCGUUUUUCACAUAUUUUUCCUUUUAGUAAAUGGCUGGACAUGGUCGUCCGCAAUCCGUGCGCUUUUUUCAGUCUGGACAAGAUGCAAAAUUAGUGAAUAAGAAAACGUUAUCGAAUACCGAGAGAUUAGCAAGCUUGUAUCUUGAUUAGCAAGAGAGGAACCCUUCCGGGAAUGGAAUGAGCUAGUUCCAUUGCCAUCUGUGUUGACAAUGCGCGCACGCGCAUUCCACGAAGGACUGCCACGACAUCCGACGUUAAUGACGAACAGAAAGAAUAAUGAACUGGCGCGUGCACUCGAAAUAAAUCCUUCUUUGGAAUCUGUCUCCCGGUGAGAGAGAAAAUAUGUUACAGAUUGACCUUGUUUCUAGUAUACUUGCGCUCUAGACCAUUUGUUGGUCCAUUCUGUUUUCAAUACAGCGAGCUUUUUAAUCUUAAUUAAUGAUCCAAAUUUAUUGCUAAUGCCCUAUGUAGGCUUGUGCUGCAUGUCUGCUCCUCCUAUUCUGUUGUGUACUCCGUUUGCCUUCUACUUUGAUGCACGGAACCCAGGGAGACGCUAAAAGCUAAUAUCAUAUCUAAUAUUCAUAAUGCUCCCGUCAUCAUCACCAUCAUCAUCAUCAGUAGACCGCAUCAAGGAACUUUAGUGCCCGCCGUCGCAUGCACUGGAUACUGUGAGCAUGCGAAGAGAAAAGACGGUCGGGAAGGGAAGGGAAAAAGUCUAGAGUAGGGCAGUAGUAGUGUUAAGGGUACCAGAUAAACACCCCUGUAGGGGUUACUAAACAAAAUAUGCGAUAUACCGUGCUCUAAGUCGUGGAAGGCAAGUAAUGAGAAGAACAGUUAUUGGGAAUUGAAGGUACGCGCGCGCGUGUGUGUGUGCGCAAUAUUGUCAGCGCGACGUAUGCCCUUUUGUGUGAUCGAAAGGAAUGCCAAAUUCGGUUUUACAAUCUCCAAUCCAUUUGCUGUUGUCGUUGCGAGAACGCUGAUCGUUGGAUAACGGCAACAUUUAAGCUAUAUGUACACAAUCUGCAACUCAAUUUCACUCAAGAUCCGACAUUGUCUAUCCCGAUUGCCGUACAAGAUUAAGGAUUUAAGAAUCAAACGCCUGAAUUAUAUACCUGAGGUCAAUCAAAAGCAUCUAUCUUACCCUAAGCAAGGUGUGCAGAAUCGGAACUGCUUCCGACAGUGUAUGAUAAUCAUUCUCGUCAAUGGUGGCAGCGAUUGGGUGAAAGCAUUGUUGUGAGUGCAAACAAAAAACUACUAGAAAACAAAAACCAGUAACAUGACCGUAACAUACAUACAUCAUAACUCUGAAGUUAUAUAUUUAUACUAAAAAAACAAAAUCUGUAUUUAUUAAUCAACAAAUACCGGAAUAUGGCACAGAAAUAGGCGAUCGAAGACAAUUUAAUGUUCUACCCAUAACAACCAACCUGUAAUUCGAUCUUGUGAAACCAAUGAUUCUAACAGACGAUGUACAAUGUUGAAAUGAACGGUCAAACAUACUCGAAUUCAUCAGCUCACAAAGCAGAUUCAAAUAGCGAUUAUACUACGUUAGAGACGCGAGGGCGGCAACAGAAGUGAUCCUUAAGAAAUUUGAUCGAAGUGUACGCACUAGCGAAGCAAGAUAGGACUGGCAGAACAUGCGCUUGAUUAAUCUAUUUUAGCUCAGUUACCACACCUGAGUGAAGGAUUAUUAGUAGAAAUCGAUCGAUUGAGCUGCACGAAACAAGCGAAUACAACAUAGUUUAUCAAUCCAUAAUAGUCAAGAUGAGACAGAGCAAGUUGGACGUGCGUUACAGAAAGGAAUUGGUUACACAGCGUAUCAUUAAUUAGCACGCUACUCCUUCGGCAGAACUAUGGUAAUGUAAACUCGUGGCUUGCUAUGCUAUGCAAAGCGACAUGAAUUUACACCAUAUAAACACACACACACACACAAGCAUACACGCAUGCGCGCGCUCGUAUUAAUGAUUGUUUCUCAAUUAUGUUACUGUGCCACUACUUCCGCUACGGUGAUCACUAGCAUUCGCGCGUCUGCAUUGUGAGGGUGUUGAAUUGUUGCAUUUGCAUCCGGGAAGGACGCGCGUGGGCUACCUUCACCCUCAAUGCAACAAAACAAAUAAAGUCUAU
Molecule: messenger RNA, 5422 nt
Organism: Anopheles darlingi
Lineage: Eukaryota; Metazoa; Arthropoda; Insecta; Diptera; Culicidae
Gene: Cip4
Product: formin-binding protein 1-like
Exons: 12
Coding region: 775-2610 (611 amino acids)
Biological process (GO): signal transduction
Molecular function (GO): protein binding
Source: RefSeq, a predicted model, not a curated record